This is a messenger RNA of Aplysia californica (California sea hare), 2121 nucleotides long. RefSeq lists its product as uncharacterized. NCBI's taxonomy places the organism in Eukaryota, Metazoa, Mollusca, Gastropoda, Aplysiida, Aplysiidae. The record is from RefSeq and is a predicted model, not a curated record.
ACCUUAUGCAGUUGAGAGUGCCGUAAAACUCUUACUAAAACUAAACUAAAAGUAUGUUUACCUGUCUCCCAGGUAUGAAACUCGGCGCGUGGUGGUGAGACAAGGUCACCCCGCCUCCUCCUACUACUUCAUCCUGUCUGGAGCAGUCGCAGUGAUGGUUCUGGAAGAGGGUGAGAGCUUCGCCAAACCUGUGGCCUUCCUGACCAAGGGGCAAACUUUUGGGGAGCUGGCGAUCAUCAACCGGAGUGCCCGUCAGUCAUCAAUUAUAGCCAGAGAGACGUGUCAAUUUCUCACGAUUUCAGUGGAUGACUAUCACAAUAUCUUUAUGGCUGGCGGAGUCAAGUGUAUGAAUGAUCCAGAUCACGACGACUUUAUGAAGUCUCUGACGUUCCUCAAAGGUUGGCCAACCCAUCUUCUCAGAGAAACUACAAAGAAAUGUCUCUUUCUUUAUUUCAAACGCGGUGACGUGCUUGUGAAAGACAGCCAGUAUUCGGAUUGGUUGAUCGUUGUCAAAUCGGGAAGCGUGGCAGUGCUGAAGAAGCUGAAAAAAGUCGAGGCCUACGAGUGGAAAAACGGAAAAGAGGUGAAAUUUGUGUCAGAGAAAGCCAAGCGAGAGCGACAGACCCACCGGCAAAUUUGGAAGAAACUGGUCUUGCCUGAACUGAACGUACCUCUGAAGUGCCCCAGAUUGUGGUCUCGGCCAACAAGGACAGAAACCCCUCUGGGAAAGGGAGCAAGAACUUAAAGCCAACGCCCGAAGGAGAGAACGUUCAAGUUCUACCAUUGGCAACAGAAACUCCCGGUACACCCCCACCCCCUUUCACCUCACAGAUUCGGACAAUAAACUCAGAGCUCAACAAUGCCAUAGCCAGAAAGGACCCAGAUGACAUUACAGAGGCAGACCUAAACCCAGAGUUUGUUCACAUACAAACACUGACUAAAGGAAGAGUUUUCGGCCUAUCAGACCUUGUCCUGGGUCAACAAACCAGCUUCUGUGUGGUCAGUAAUGGCGCCGACUGUCUCCUCAUCUCCAAACAGUUCUACUGGGAUCACAUGACAGACAGUCUGCAUCGCCAGCUCAGAAUGGACUUGUGUCCCUACCCCACACAAGAAGAGCUGCAGAGUCGUCUGCAGGUGAGCGUGGACUGGAAGGCCUACAAGGGAGCAAUGAUGAACAAGACUCUAAAGAGGGUGCAAAUGCGGAAAGGUCGACCAGCUCAUUAGUAUUCGGGAAAAAGAGAGUACAUAAUAUAGUACUAUUUAUAACCUCUUUGCUUUCGGGAAUUCAUGUUGGUUUUCGGAAUUGUUCCUAAAUUUUAAGCACCGACUUUAAUUAUAAUUUUAUAUUCUUCAUUUUAAAUAUAGGUGUUUUUUUUUACGUCCUCAUCGACACAAUAUAGCUCAUUAAGGGGGCGGGCUGUAGCUCCUUUUUGUCAGGGCCAACCCGAGCUGAGAGGGAGACAACAUUCCAGCAGAAAGACCAAGAUACUCGAUAAAAAUUAUCUCCCCAUUCGGGAAUCGAAUUAUGAUCUCCUGCAUGUGACAGCAAAGCCCCUGAACCGCUACAUCACAAUUGCCAGUUAUAAUGUUGUGCAGGGUGAUUAAAAAAGAAUGAACCGAUUUUAUGACGCAUUGCUUCAGUUCUAAAGCAUCGUUAUAAUGGAAAGAGUCAGCGACCAUUAAAAAAAGGAGCUAUCUAAAUUUUGAAUAAAAUAGAAUGAACCAAUUUUAUGACGCAUUGUUUCAGAUCUCAAGCAUCGGUAUGGAAUGAGUCUUUGACCAUUUAAAAGAGGAAGGAUCUAACUUUUAAAUAGUAGCUGUGCCCCAGCGAUGAAUUGGUCGGAAAGGGGCUCAAGACCUUGCUCUGUGUGCUUGGCCUGUCAGAUCCCCACACCUCAUCGUGUUUGAUUUUUUUUUCUUGUUGGGAUAUGUAAAAGAUGGCGUUUAUGUUCCACUGAUACGCACUAACCUCGAUAAUCUUAAACAUCGAAUAACAACAGCUAUUAACUCAGUGGGUGUGAUUCGAGUCUGUGAUGAUGGUCGCUAUUAUGGACAAGCGGGCUGACUCAGAUUUCGGGGGUUUCCAGAAAUCUUGACCAACACCCACAGUGGGCAUUGUCU